Molecule: messenger RNA, 1755 nt
Organism: Carica papaya (papaya)
Lineage: Eukaryota; Viridiplantae; Streptophyta; Magnoliopsida; Brassicales; Caricaceae
Source: RefSeq, a predicted model, not a curated record
GGCUGCUGGUCUCCUUUUUUUAACAGGGUACGGGGACUGGUCGCUUGUUCAUAUAUAUAUAUAUAUCAUUUGAAGAUAUAUAUACAUAUAUAUCACUGGAAGAAGGUCCAGAGAGGGAAUAAAUUUAUAGAUAUUAUAGAGGAAGAGAUUUAAAUUACACAAAAGAAAGAAAAUGGCUCCUGUUUCAUUGCCACCUGGUUUCCGAUUCCAUCCCACGGACGAGGAGCUCGUUUCUUACUAUCUCAAAAGAAAGAUCAACGGCCGAAAGAUUGAUCUCGAGAUCAUCCCUGAAGUUGAUCUCUACAAGUGUGAGCCGUGGGAUUUACCGGGAAAGUCACUACUACCAAGCAAGGAUCUAGAAUGGUAUUUCUUUAGUCCCAGGGAUCGGAAAUAUCCAAACGGAUCAAGAACGAAUCGAGCAACAAAAGCCGGGUACUGGAAAGCAACAGGGAAGGAUAGAAAGGUGAAUUCUCAAGCACGAGCUGUAGGAAUGAAGAAAACUCUCGUGUACUAUAGAGGUCGUGCACCUCAUGGUGCUCGAACGGAUUGGGUCAUGCAUGAAUAUCGUCUCGAUGAAAGGGAAUGCGAAACUGCUUCCGGAUUGCAGGAUGCGUAUGCCCUUUGCCGGGUGUUCAAGAAAAACACACUUGUGCCCAAGAUUGGAGAGCAUUUCUCCACAACAAAGAUUGAUCAAGUAACUAGUGAACACUCCUCAAGCAUGGAACUUUACUCGGAAGGAAGAUGUGAUGAUCAUUUGGAGAGUCCAGGGUAUUCUAUUCCAGUGGAAACAUGUACACCCCAAAUAGCCAAUGGAUCUUUUUCGGAGCCGUCCGAUCAUGAUGAUCAUAAAUGGACUCAGUUCUUGUCAAAUGAUGCAUUUACCUUCUCGACUCCUUCAUUUUCAAACUACACGUCAACAAUGCAAUACCCUCCAUCAAAGGUAUGUAAUUCAGAAUAUCAUAAUGCCAAUUUAGGUUUUAAUGAUGAUUUUUCUCUUAAUUUUGUUAAUGAUGAUACGAGUGAUCAGAAAUAUUUAGACGACGGAAAUAUGAAUGAGCUGACAAGUUCUCCAAGUUUUGAGGUGGUUGAGGAAAUUAAAGUUAAUCACGGAAUGUUUGUUUCUAGUCGCCAAGUAGCCAAGACAUUCUUUCACCAAAUAGUGCCUUCAGAGACAGUGAAAGUUCACCUAAAUCUAGCAACAAUAUCGCCAGCUAACUUAUCAUAUUCUAUACAUAAAGUAGAAAAGAAAUUAAGGUUUGAUAGUAAAGAUGAUUUUUCAAAGAAUUUCAAGUCAUUCAGAAGAUGGAAGUUUAUAAGGAUCAUCGAAUCGAUAAAGUCAUGGGGAAAGAUAUCAAGUGUUGUUGCUUUCACUAUUGUGCUUCUCUUGAUGCAUUGUUUUUAUAUCGGAGAAGACAUUGUAGAGAAGAAUACUUACUUGAUGGAUGAUCAUGACAAUCUACGAGAAAAAGAUGGGUUUAAGAAGAACAUUAACAUGAAUAAGUGGUAUCAAGGAAUUCAAUGCAAUGUCAACGGAAGUUCGACAGAGGACUUGGUUGCGAGUUGUAAUGUGUACAUGAAGAAAUUAGGGCUUGUGCUUGCUGUUGCUUUGGCACUUUGUGGGAUGUGGGUGAACAAUAAUAUCAUAUAACUUUAGUUUUAAAACUUAAUUAUUGGGUUUUAAUUUUUCUUAUUUAUUCAUUUAUUAAUUAGGUGAAAGGGUAACCAGUCUCCUUAAAGAUUCCAGGCACAACUUAG